AUGAAAUCUCAUUCAAAGAAAUACCAAGUAACAAAUAAUUUAGAUGCUGACAAUGAAUUAUAUCCUCAAUCACAAAUUUAGAGUUCCAAUAAUGAUUAGUAAACUCAACUGAACAGUCAAGAAGAAAAUAACCCUGAUAUGAUUGAAACUGAAGAUAUAAACUUUAAUCCAAAUAACUCCAAUAAACCAACAAAUAGUUCUUAUAAAAUUCAAACAAUAAACUUAGAGAAUAACAAUCUAGGUGAAAAUACUUCGCAAUAGACUUCAACAAUUAAAAAAAAUAUCAAUAGCAACAAUUAGAAUUCUAUUAUAGAAACAACCUAUUAGCAAGAUAAAUUCAUAAAUGGUGCAAUAAUUGCAAUUAGGUCUCAAAAUCUAGCUGUUAAGUAUAUUGUUGACCAUAUUAAGGAAAUAACAGACAGAAAUUUGUCUGAAGCUUAUGUAAGAAAGAUAUGGGAUCAUUGGCUUAAAUACAAAGAUAUUUACUUCUCUUCAACACAUAAAACAAGACUCUACACAAAGCAUGAAGCCAUUCAACUUUAUGAUGCUAUUUUUAAGCAAUAUAAUCCAACUAACUAAUCUUAAAGUAUUAUCCCUAAAAUCAAAGAAGUAUUGUAAAAACAUGCUAUAACAAAAAAAUUGUUUAUCAACUACUCACAAUUCGAAGAAGUCAAAGGACUAGAUACUGAAGAAACAUAUCUCUCAAUUAAAGAAGCUAUAGACUCAGGUUAGUAAUCUGAUGAGCCAAAAUGGAUUGAUGUCAGUGUAAGAAUGAUGAUUUCAGCAAGCUAGUUUGAAUACAAGAAACAGAUUGAAAUUCAAUGUUUUAAUAAACUUAAAAAUUAUUUGCAAUUUUCUUGUAUAUAAUUGGUUGGUGUAGUUAUGGGUGAAACACUUAAUGGAAGAGGAAAAUUCAUUUAUAUCCAUUGUAGAUAUGAUCAGUUAAUACUAAAGAGGAACAAGUACUUGAAAAGAUUCUUGCUUGAAGUUAUUCCUGACUGGUUUUAUUCUUAUAACUGUGUGCAUAGUCAAAAAAUUGCUAUUUUUAAGUACUCUAAAUUUUUAUAUCUCUAACGCAAGAUACUUGAGGAGUAAGAAAGAAAAAGAUUUAUUCCUAAUCCAGUCAAUCCUCAGAUAAAUCAAACCAAUCGUUUUAACAAUUCUAGUGCUAUAAAUACCUCCCUUAACAUUUCCUAUCAAUCAUCUGCUGUUCCUAAUACGAGUAGUAUACCUCUGAACAGUUUAUUCUGA
Molecule: messenger RNA, 1251 nt
Organism: Tetrahymena thermophila SB210
Lineage: Eukaryota; Ciliophora; Oligohymenophorea; Hymenostomatida; Tetrahymenidae
Exons: 3
Source: RefSeq, a predicted model, not a curated record